Paramecium primaurelia is the source of this 590-nucleotide messenger RNA. The record is from the annotation of a GenBank genome assembly. NCBI's taxonomy places the organism in Eukaryota, Ciliophora, Oligohymenophorea, Peniculida, Parameciidae.
AAUAAAAUGCUUUUUGUUCUUGAUACUAUGGUCAGUCAAGAUGAUACUCCUAUCAGUGCUUCCUCAUUCUUUGGUUUUAUGGGAGUCACUAUGGCAUUGGUGUUAGCAAGUAUUGACUUAUGAUUGAUAUAUUUAUUAUAGAUUUGGGAGCAGGAUAUGGAACAUUUAAAGCAGGAGCUGGAAUUGCAGCUAUAGGUAUUUGGAAACCAGAAAUUAUCAUGAAAUCAUUAAUCCCUGUAGUUAUGGCAGGUAUUUUGGGUAUCUAUGGUAUGAUUGUGGCUGUAUUACUAUCACAGAAAGGUAAUAAUAUAUUUGAUUAUUAAAAAUAGUUAAAAAUCCUUUGAGUUACUCUUAUAAAUCUGGUUUUGCUCAUAUGGCAUCUGGAUUAUGUUGUGGAUGUAGUUGUAUUGCAGCAGGAUUUGCUAUAGGAAUUGUUGGUGAUGUUGGUGUCAGAGGAAAUGCAUAAUAGGAAAGAUUAUUUGUAGGAUUGAUUUUAAUCCUCAUUUUCGCAGAAGCAUUGGCCUUAUAUGGUUUAAUUGUGUCAUUGAUCUUAUCACAAUCAUGAGUAUCAUUAAUAAAAUAUUAAUAAA